Messenger RNA from Anolis carolinensis (green anole), 16428 nucleotides. It is a transcript of the gene prlr, whose product is annotated as prolactin receptor. The transcript is spliced from 17 exons. Gene Ontology annotation, cellular component: external side of plasma membrane; membrane; signaling receptor complex. NCBI's taxonomy places the organism in Eukaryota, Metazoa, Chordata, Lepidosauria, Squamata, Anolidae. Bases 3966 to 6446 code for a protein of 826 amino acids. Gene Ontology annotation, molecular function: cytokine binding; cytokine receptor activity. Gene Ontology annotation, biological process: cytokine-mediated signaling pathway. The record is from RefSeq and is a predicted model, not a curated record.
AAUGAAAUCAUUUUUGGGAGACAUUAAAUGCAUUACAUAAUGAAUUAUUUUUAAAAGGAAUUUUCUGAAUUGUAGAAUAUGAAUAUACACUCCAGAUAUGCCAUAAAAUAGAGUACACUGUUCCCUCACUUAUCGCGAGGGUUACAUUCCAGGACCACCCACAAUAAGUGAAAAUCCGUGAAGUAGGGAUGCUAUAUAUUUAUACAUUAUUUUAGUAGUUAUAAACUAUUUUAAGUCUUUAUCAACCAAUCGUGUGUUGAUAAAUCGCCUCCUUCUCCUCCCAUUGCUGCUUGGGCUCCUUUUCUCUCCCUUUGGCUUCUCCCGCCUCCCUUCCUUAGGCUGUAAAUUAUAUUUUUUAUGAUUUGUAAUAAUAUUUUAGUUUAUUGAAAAACCAUGAAACAGCGAAUCCGCAAAAAAGCGAACCGCGAAGUAGUGAGGGAACACUGUAUUUAUGUUUAAGCACAGAUAUGUGAAAUUUAGGGUUUUAGGGUGUACUUUGAGUUUGGCUGGGAUGCUAAGAUUUGCCAAUCAUAACCAACACAAAUUAUACAUUGAACUCCAUUAACUGCACUGGGAUACAUUGGGGAAGCUGAAAGCUUGACCAGUCUGCCAAGUUAAAAAAAAGUCUAAGCAAAAACAAACAUUACUAUUUUGCUAGUGAGAUUAAUUAGGUGCUUUUUCCUUGCUUUUGUUUAUGUAUUAUGAGGCAGGAAACGACUCCAGGAUUCCUGCCCAGAUUGAUGGAAUAGCAUGGCGGCAUUUAGGAUGGUAUCAAACAAGACUGUAAGGUAAUGCUCAAGAUGAGGCAAGGUAGACUCCAGCAAUACAUGGAGUGAAGGUUGCCAGAUGUUCAAGCUGGAUUUAGAAAAGGCAGAGGAACGAGAGUCCAAAUUGCCAAUAUCCACUGGAUAAUAGAGGAAGACACAAACACUGUGGGAUAUAAUCAUAAAGUUGUAGUCUGUUGUGCGUUUUGUGUGUUGACAUCAAGCCCCGACAUCACAUGUGGCCAAGGAUGCUGUAGCAACGGCAAAUGUGUUGUCAAGGAAACAGCCUUGUGCUCGGCAGUCAAGACCAAUGAGGAUUAAGGACUGGUAUAUUCGAUCUAAGCCUCAGUGACCUUAUCAGAGAGCAACACAAUCUAUCUGGUCUACACUCCAUAGGUGUCCUUCGGCAGGAAAGAAGCUAUGAGAAGACCAGGCAUACACCCUUGUAUUUUGUGGCCACCCAGCUAAAAUCCUGGGUGUGGAUUAUUGUGACUCUUUCCCCAGAUGAAAUGGACUAAGCAGGACACUUUUUGAUAUUUACAUCAUAUAAUCCUACCAAGCGGUUCAUCUGUUGGCUGAACUAAUUUGAUUUGUCAGUAAUGAGGGCAGAAGAACAGAAGCAUGAUUAUUCGCCUUAAUCUUGUAAGUAUGGCUUUUCACUCUCUUCGAGCAGAAACAGGCCAGUGGUAGGAUUUUGUUGCUGUCACUGUAGUUGUGUGUCUUCGACUCUUGCCUCUAGAAUCAUAGUCCGCCACUCAAACUGUUGCACAAAGAUUGCCCUUGAUCAGACUUGCUUUGCAGGAUUUAAUUGAUUUUCCACUAUAACUGUGAGAUCCAUCACCUGGAAACUAAUUCAAAACAUAAGCUUGGGAAGGUGGAUGUUGGACAAAGGAAAGGCUAAACCUGAGCCCAUAUUUGGCCAAGGAUUAAUUUUUAAUAGUGGAACUUGCAGAGAACUUGCAGAGAAAUCCUUCUGCAUAGAUGUCGGUUCUUGUGUCCUUGUCCUUGUUGUGUUGUGUUCUUGUGUCCGCACUUUUACAUUGUUUGAUUUCAGGAGGCUAAUUUAGGAAGAAAAGAUAAAACACCUUCCCCUGCUGCUGCUUAACCAUUUUUGUAUUUUUUGUUUGUUUUUGUUUGAGAAAAAAUAAAACACAAUUAAAAGAGGCAUUGAUGAACAAAAAUAGAGUACCUACCCAGCUGAAAUACAAAUGAGUGGUCAGCUGCCAAAGGCUCACCUGGAUAAAAUAAAAAAGGAUGCCUAUUUGCAGAAAAACAAUAGGAAGGAAGCUAGCUGAGAUUUGAUAGGGAAUUCUAGAGCUCAUACACUCCAGCUGACUCUCUUUGUCAGAGACAGUCCUGGUUAAUCCUCUAUCAUCCCACUUUUUCAGCUGCUGUUAAAAUAUCCCAGUUUCUCUCUCAUUCUCCCAUGCCCCCUUCAUCCUCAGCUUCGAUAUAUACUCGUGGAUGAGUUCAUAGAAUCAAAGUUGGAAGAGACCACAUGUCAUCCAGUCAUGCCAUGACAGAAGACAUAAUCAAUGCACUUUUAAGCCUCUGCCUAAAAACCUCCAAAGCAGAGAGUCCACCACACCCAGGCAGCCUAUUCCACUGCCAAACAGCUCUUACCAUCAGGAAGUUCUCUCUAAUGUUUAGGUGGAACCUUUUUUCCUGAAGAUUCAAACAAAAACAUACUGCUACAGGUUUGGAGGCUAAAAUUAUGGAUUUUGUUAUGACCUGUGGAUGAGGCGAAGGUCAUUGCAUGGCAAGGGGAAAGCACCAGCACAGCCUCAGGAGCCAAUUGCCACUGUUAUUUCCUUGCCCAGGCAUUAAAAACAGCCCAAAGCUGCUCCGCAGUGAAGUGAGUAGAGGACUUUGGUAUUUAUUUUAAGUUUUUGCAAAAUGGACUAAGCUCUCAUCUUUUAGCACUCAACUUUUGAUGAAAGUUAAGAUACAGUACUUACAUUGAUCUGUGGAUACGUCGAUCUGGGUUUUUGGUAUUGAUUUUUUGGCAACAGUUUCCAUACUUAAGCAUGAGUAUAUACAGUGCUUCAUUUAAUGCAAACUGCCUUCAAAGUACAGUAGAGUCUUGCUUAUCCAACGUUCUGGAUUAUCCAACACAUUUUUGUAGUCAAUGUUUUCAGUACAUCGUGAUAUUUUGGUGCUAAAUUCAUAAAUACAGUACUUAUUACAUAGCAUUACUGUGUAUUGAACUACUUUUUCUGUCAAAUUUGUGGUUAACCAUGAUGCUUUGUUGCUUAAUUUGUAAAAUCAUAACCUAAUUUGAUGUGUAAUAGGCUUUUCCUUAAUCCCUCCUUAUUAUCCAACAUAUUCGCUUAUCCAACGUUCUGCCGGCCCAUUUAUGUUGGAUAAGUGAGACUCUACUGUAGUUUGCAUUUACUGUAGUUAACUCACUAAGAGUAAGGGGAAAGAUUCUGACCUUUAUUGAAGUUUCAAGCAAAAACAAAUUGCUACAGUCUCCUAGCGUAUGUUUGCCUCCUCAUUAGUAAUUUUGACACCUUAACCACAUUCUGAUGUUGUGUGGCCACACAUGUCUCAGGUUAGCUAUGAGAAAGGCAAAGACUAUAUUUCUAGCUAUCACAUUUCCCCCGAUACAUCAUGGGUAUUAUUGUUCACUGAAAAUCAAGGAGGAAUGUUAUUCUUAAACCUGCAUGAGUUACUUCAGUGCUCACAGUUUUUCUCUGGUAUCUUCUGGAGGGAGACUUUUGACAGAAAAGAGCCUUGAGCAAGAGCCACACCAGCUGCGCAGUUGCGCAACUUCCAUUCAUUUCAGCACCGCUUCUGCAGGAAACAUUCCUGACCAAUCUUGCCCACAAAUGCUUAUCAGAGCAACACAUGCAUCUACCAAGGUGACGUCUGGCAGCUCUUUACUAUCAUAAAAUCAUCCUACAGACAACAGUCCUUGGAUAAAAAAAGAACGAAAGAAAACAAUGCCAGUUUCAGCGGCAAUGUCAAAAGGAAAAUUGAGCAGCAAAAAGACACUGGAAGCAAUUUUGCUUCAAAACAAAGCCUGCGUUACCAGCCAGAGAUAUCAUUUCAAAGAGGAGGAGUGAGCAUUUUAAUGGGAACAGUACAACGAAGGUGAGAGCCUUCUGAUCCAUUGGUUCUAGAACAGGAAGCAAAGGGUGAGUUUUCAUUCCUUCCUGGAAGAGGAGGAGGAGGAGGAGAAGGAAAGGGAAGGCCACCAUGAGAAUUCAUACAUCACCUUCAAAGACACUUACCAUGCUCCUUUCUUUGAGCAUGUGGCUUGUGAAUGGUCAAUCACCUCCUGGGAAGCCUACAAUAAUAGGUUGCCAAUUGUCAGGAAAUGAAUCAUUUACCUGUCGAUGGGAAUCUGAUUCAAGUGGAGGACUUCCUAAAAAUUACUCUCUACUGUAUCUCACAGAAAGAGAUGAACAGCUCCAUGAAUGUCCAGACUACAUAUCAGCAGGCCCCAAUUCGUGUUAUUUUGAUAAAAGCUACACCAGGCUUUGGACCACAUACAAUAUCACAGUAAAAGCUACCAAUGAUUUGGGGAGUAAUUUCUCUGAUCCUCACUCUGUGGACAUGCGAACCCUAGGUAAGCCAGAGCCUCCCUUGGAUCUUUCUCUGGAGCUCAGACAGUUGAACGAGACACUGUAUUUGUGGGCAAAAUGGUCACCGCCACCUUCAAUAACUGAUGGUGCAGCAAGCUGGGAAAGCUGCAAUUAUGAGUUGCAAACAAACAUCGAUGGAGGAGCAAAAUGGGAGAUUUAUGCUGUCGGGAAGCGAACACAAUAUAAAAUAUCUCAGUUGCGUCCAGAUGUGAAAUAUACAGUUCAGGUUCGCUGUGUAAGAGAUAGCGGGGAGGCUAGUGAAUGGAGUCCAGAAAGCUACUUCAAACUCCACAGUGGCCAACCUCCAGGGAAGCCAGAGUUAAUAAGAUGCCGCUCUCCCGAAAAAGAAACCUUUACUUGCUGGUGGAAACCUGGUUCUGACGGAGGUCUCCCUAAUAACUACAUUUUCUUCUAUAACAAGGAAGGAGAGGAUGAGUUCCACGAAUGUCCAGACUACACAACUGCAGGACCCAAUUCUUGUUAUUUCAGUAAAAAGCAUACUUCUAUUUGGAGGACAUACAAUUUUACCAUAAAGGCUAUGAAUGAGAUAGGAAGUACUGCCUCUGACUCUUAUUAUGUGGAUGUGGCUAACAUAGUUCAGCCAGAUCCUCCAGAAAACCUGUCUCUGGAAUUUGAGAAAAAAGUGUAUGGGGAGUAUCUCUUGUUGAAAUGGUCUCCACCGUUGCUGGGUGAUCUCAGAUCCGGCUGGCUCACCCUUGACUAUGAGUUGCGCAUAAAACCAGAAGAAGGGCAAGUGUGGGAGAAAAUAUUUGUUGGACAUAGAACAACUUACAAGAUGUACAGUUUAAAUCCAGGAGAAAGAUAUGUUGCCCAAGUCCGCUGCAGGUCUGACCAUGGCUUGUGGAGUGACUGGAGUCCCAAAAGUUACAUUAAGCUCCAAAAAGACGUCAGAGUGAAGGAUAUACUUGUUUGGAUCUUUGUGGCUUGUUUAUCGUUUGCUGUGUGUUUGAUCAUGGUCUGCACUCUUGCUCUGAAAAGAACUAACAUGGUGGCCCGGAUUCUGCCACCCAUUCCACGUCCGAAAAUUAAAGGCUUUGAUGCUCAGCUAUUAGAGGCGGGGAAAACUGAAGAAUUGCUGAGUGCCCUGGAUUGCCAUGGUUUCCCUCCAACGUCAGAUUAUGAUGACCUGCUGGUGGAAUUUUUGGAAGUAGACGACAGCGAAGACCAGCAACUGAUGCCAAGUCAAGAGAAGAAGUAUCCCAAUUCCACGCACCAGGAUACAGACAGCGAUUCGGGGCGAGGAAGUUGUGAGAGCCCUUCUCUAUUAUCAGAGAAGCGCAAAGAUGCCAGAAAUCCAGCUGAACUGAAAACACUGGAUAUCGAAGGUGUGCAAAAGAACGCUGGUAUAAAAAGCACACCAGAAACCUCAAAUAUAGACUGUGAAGGACAGCUUCCCUGGUCCAGCAGUGGUGGACCACAGGCAUCCACAUGGCCAGGGCCUCAGCUGCCAAACUAUCAGACUCCUAAUUGUUUCAAUAAGGAAAUCACAGAUGUGUGUAAAAUAGCACUCAGUGCCAUUAAUGGAAACAGGUCACCUGUUUUGAUGGAGAGUGAAAAUACACUCCAUCAUUCCCAACAUCCGAAAACCACAGAAACAAUUAGCAAAGGAGCACCAACCAGGUUGGAGGAUGGGACAAACUUGCCCUUAAAUGUUCAUGGUGACCAAAGGGCCUUGUGGUUAUUCCCUCCGGUGAGGUUGCCUUCUUCAUCUAUAAAGCCAAUGGACUAUGUAGAAGUCCACAAAGUCAACCAUGAUGGAGUGCUGGCUGUUUUUCCAAAGCAGAAAGAAAAUGCUCACAAAGCUGAGAAGAGUCCUGCUGCCAGAGAUACAAAUGAAUACACCAAGGUUUCAACAGUUGCAGACAACCAUAUUUUGGUGUUAUUUCCUGAUCCCAAAAUGGAGGCCUUGCCUUCUUUUCAGGAAACGCCAAAGGAACCCAGCCAGAUAUAUUCACAAAGCCAAGCAGAGAAAAGUAUGGGCUAUUGUCUCUCAGCUCCAAAUGCAUUCAAAAUGCAGAGUGGUGGACUGGACUACAUGGAUCCAAAUAAUUUUAUGCCCACUUUUAAUUAAUUGAAAACUUUACAGUCCACUUCAGGUAACACUACAAGUAAAGUAGAUGGAACAAAAUUGGUCAAAUAUCUGAUUAAGCUCAGUUGUUGUAGCGCAUACCUUUUUAUGCUUUAUGCUCAAUCAUGUAAGAAUAUGCUGAUAGCUUACAGAUGUGUUUUUAUUCUAUCUCUGGUUUUUCAGAGCUACAUUUCUAAAGAGUAACUUGCAGGAAUUUAAAAGUACAUGAUGUAGACACAUACAACUGAUACCAGUUUGUGAUAUGUUAUUACAGAGCUGACGCAAUGUGUGACAAAAACAACCUCAGAUCUUUUUCAAAUGUUUGUUGAGAAAUUCAGGCUGUAUUUCUUUUUUAAAAAAAUUGAAAAACUAUAUGGCAGUCAGAUUCUUUAACUACACCAACAGUAUCUUAAGAUAUUUUUCACGUGUGUUCUACAAGUAUUGUAAAUUGUAAACUUUACAAUACAAGUGUGAUAGAGUGUGCCACUCCAGUGCAUAGCUUGUGAAAGUUACAUUUUGAACCAGCAUUCUCAAAAGCCCCAGUGGUCAUGCUGGCCAGGGGAUUCUGGGAGUUGUACAAGAUGUUUCACACUGCUCCAGUAGAGAGGAUAUAUGCUUUGUGUGCAACUAAUCAUGGUUUUGGGUGGGGAGAUGUUUUCUUCAUGUGAACUGAGCCAUAGUAAUGCAGAACAUACGCAGGACUUCGUGUCCACUCCGUGCUGCCUCUGGUCUUCAAGAACAUUCCUGUCCAAAGUGCCACAAAUCUACUUCAUUCACUGCCAGUUGUGCAAUUAGUGUCAGGCCUGGCUGCUGAUAUGAGGGGACCUUCUGCAUGGAGCUGGAUGCUGGCUUCUUUAUACUGGCGGAACCCAUUCCAGUGUUAGCAAACUGGUGGCCAAUCUGCUCUUUCACUUCUUUAUUCCUAUUUACAUGGAGAGUGAACAAGGCCUGCCAGAGAAGAGGAAUGGUGGCAACUCUCCUUUAGCAAGGACCAGGAAGCCACCAUUGUAAUGACACACAAUGCACCAGGCCAAAAAAGUCUGGUGGGAUGGACGUCUAUGGAAAUGAUGGGUAAAACUCUUGGCAUAACAUUAUUCUGGGAUAUAGUGAGAGAUUUCAGUGGCAGCCACAUUCCCUGCUUAUCAGUGGUAUACUGGAAUUGGGGAGUCAGGAUAGUACAGUGUAGAUUGACCAUGGAGUUGGGUUGGAGAACCUAGAGAUUCCUAUAGGGAUGCCUUCCCGGUUGUUGACCAUUGAGUUGUACAGAGGGACCGAGAUCUUCCAGCACAACUCCAUGGUUGACUUCCUUGAGGGGUGUGCUCUUACCCAAAGUUGACCAUGGAAUCUCUAGGUCCUCCAGCCACAACUCCAUGGCCAGUUUAUUAGUGGGGUGCAUUCUCAGCAGAUGUUGAGUAUAAUGCUGUACUGGAGGACCUAGAGAUUCCUGGAGGGAUAUUCUCCAUCCCCCAUUUGUUAACCAUCAAGCUGUACUGGAAAAUCUAGGUCCUCCAGCACAACUCCAUGGUCAACGUCCCAGAGGGCAGAGCUCUUAUUGGAAGCUGACCAGGGAAUCUAAAUCCUUCAACACACUCUAGGGUCAACUCCCUAGAGGGGUGGGCUCUCAUUAGAGGUUGACUAUGGAGUUGUGCUGGAGAACCUAACACACACACCAUAUUAAUCAAAUCCACAAAAAAAUAAAAUCUGCGAAAGUGAAACCUGCAAAUAUGGAGGAACAAGAGACCCACUCUAGCUGAUGACGGCUUUCCCUUUUGCUGAUGGUGGACCUGGUCAGUGCCAUUGCUUGACCACCCAUGUUCUACAUACUUAGUUGGAGAUUCAGUAAAAUUAACCAAAUAUUGCAUUCAAAAAAGUUAAAUAUAUGAGAGGGAAACAUACAGACACUUGCAUGAUAAUUGUUGGUGGUGUUCAUGCAGUUUUUCUGACAUGCCUCUAGUGAAAGGCUAAUGCAGGUUUUUCUGUUAGAUUUUUUCCUGGUAUUUGUAUUUUUAAAUUUAAAAACCCCUAGUUCUGUGGGUGAAAAAAGUAUUAUACCAAAGAUCUUUUAUCAGAUCUGAUAUAUUUAAAACAUUCCUGAAAUGAGAGGGGGAAUCUGCUAUACUGGUUUUCCUUCUUUGUUUCUGUAUGGUAAAUUAUUUUGUAGCAGAACCUGUGGCCUUCCACAUAUUAGACUACAACUCCAGAAGCCUUAGUCAGCAGGGCCAGAGAAUACAAGUGCUGGGAGUUGCAGUCCAACCUCUGGAGGACCACAUGUUGUCCAUUAGCCUUUACAUCUAGCGACCAAUAAUACUUGUAUUAGCUGGUCGACUGAUACAGCAUUGGGGUGAGGAAUUUUUUUCUAUUCUUACAGUGAUCUGAAUUACCCCUCAGCAGGAUUCAAUUUAUACUGCCUUAUUGUACAUAGUAAAAGGUAUAAUACGUACAAGCCCUGUGUAUUUUUGCAAAGUAUUUUUCUAUUAAAAAUAAAUGUAUUUUCUGAUUUCCCAGAGGUAUGUACUUAACGAAAGGUUUUACUGCCUCAUUUCUUGCUGUUCUGUGAACAAUGCAGGUGAUGAGAGAGGAAGAUGCACUUUCUGUAAUGAAACUGUGUGUAGGGGGGUAAUGCUGAAUAUGUGACAGGUUGUGUUUCUUAAAAGUCUUCAACUUUUCCUCCAGUAUCAUAGAAUCACAGAAUUGGAAGAGACCGCAAGGACCAUAUAGUCCAAGCCCCUGCCAUGCAGGAACACACAAUCAAAGCACUCUCAACAGAUGGACAUCCAUCCUCUGUUAACCCCCAACCCCACCCCAUCCAUGUGAGCCGCCCUGAGUCCCCUCGGGUGAGAAGGGCGAGGUAUAAAUGUUGUAAAUAAAUAAAUAAAUAAAUCCACCCCCAAAAAGAAGGAAACUCAGGCAGCGUGUUUCACUGUCAAGCAGCUUUUACCAUUAAGAGAUUCCUCCCAAUGUUUACGUGGAAUCUCAUUUCUUGUAGUUUGAAUCCUUUUCCCCAUGUCAUAAUCUCUGGAGCAACAGGAGGAAAAACCUUGCUCCACAUUCAACACUUCUUUUUGUAUGUUUAAAUACCACUAUCAUGUUUCCCCUUAACCAACUCUUCUCCAAACUAGACAUACUCCAUUAGCUGGUCCUGUAGGUGAUGCUUUCCAGACCUUGUACAGUUUGGUCACCCUCCUCCAGGCAGAGUCCAGAUUGUCAAUUUCCUUCUUGAAUGUUAUGCUAUUCCAGGCAAGGUCUGACCAAACAGAAUAGAGUGGUACUAUUAGUUCUCUCAGUGUAGACACUAUAUUCCUAUAGAUGCAGCUUAGAAUCACAUUGGCUUUUUUAGCUGCCACAUCAACCUGCCGAUUCAUGUUCCUUGUGUGGCCUACUACUAUGCCUACUAAGGCUCACGCUGCAAUGUAAUGUUGUCAAGCCAGAUGUCACCCAUCCCAUUUUGUCAGUUUUGACCGAGCUCUCCAAUCUACUAAAGGUAAUUUAAAAAAUCUGAUCCUGUCCUCUGGCCUAAUUUGGUGUCAUCUGUAAAUGUGAUAACCAUGCUUUCUAUUCUGUCAUAAAAGUCGUUGAGUAACACUGAGCCCAGGACAGAAUCAGUGGCACCACACCAGUCAGUUCUCUCCAGGAUGAAGAAGAGUCAUCGGUGAGCACCUCCUGGGUUCAACCGGCCAAUUACAAAUACAUCUAACAAAUGUCAUUGUCUAGCCCAUAUUUGACCAUCUUGUUUGCAAGAAUAUCAUAGGGGGACUUUGUCAGAGGCCUUACUGAAAUCAAGAUAUGCUACAUUCACAGCAUUCCCUUCAUCUACCAAAUUUGUAACUCUGUCAAAAAGAAAGAAAGAUAAGAUUAGUCUGACAUGACUUGCUUUUCAUCAACUCACGUUCAUUUUUUAAUGACCAUGGCAUUCCUUUCUAAGUCUGUUUAAUUAUCUGAUCUGGAAUCUUUCCUGGAAUGGAUGUCAGGCUGAAUGGUUUAGGUCCUCUUUUACUCCCAUCUCUCAUUUGCCCUCUUUCCAAUCUGCUGGAACUUCUCCUAUUCUCCAGGAAUUCUCAAAGAUGAUUGCCAGCAGUUCUGAAAUUACUUCUGCCAGUUCUUUUAAUACCUUUGGAUGUAAUCCAUCUGGUCCUGGAGACUUGAAUUCAUUUAGAGUAUCCAGGUAUUCCAAUACUACCUCUUUACUUAUUCUGUGCUGCAUUCCCUCCACUGCGUCAUCUACUCCAUUUUCCCCAGGUCAUAUAUUUGUAUACAUUUUUCAAGGGACUUGCUCUCUCAGUGCAGCUCUUAUACACAUUUACAGGAUAACAUUGAAAUCAGUUGUCUUUGCAAUGCCAAGUGCAUUCAGCUUAUACCAUAGAGGUGCACAGAUAAACCAUGCUCUUCUGUGUCCAUGUCUGUCGUAGAGUAUCACAACUAUAGAGAAAUUUAUGUCCAGUAGCACUAGAAAUUCUAGCUGAAUGUCUGCCUCUCUAGGGUUUUUUUGUUCUAUACAAUACUUACUAUGCUAUUUAAGUCUAUACCAGACAUAGAAAAACUUCAAUUUCUGUCGGAACCAGGAUUCUGGACUAUCAAAGCUUUUGUUCUGACUCUGCAAGGCUCAACCUAUGUUCUUGUAUCUGGACAUGUUUAAUUCAGCUCUUGCCAAACCAGUGAUCAUUGUUGAAAAAGGCAAUGCUUAGCUCUACUCAGAUGUCAUUGUAUUUGAAUUCCUACAAUUGACUACAUUCACUUUGCUGGUGGUAAUCUGUUUCUUGCCCACUAAGGAAAAUGGAAAAUAGUUCUGUGUCAAAACAAUUCUUUACAAUAGUUAAAAUUAAGAAGAUUUGUUAAAUGUACACUAGCUAAGUAUGUGGUAACCACUUUCAAUUGCCAUCAUUAAAGGACGUCUUGGAACAGUACCAUUUGUUCAGUAAAAUUCACAAACAGCAAAGAGCAAGCCUCAUUUGGGCUAAAUAUUAAAUAUAAAUAAAUUAUUCUCCUGAGGUAUUGCUGACACUCGUGGUUGUGUGCUUAUUUCCAAUAUUUUCCAAUACUGCUAUCUGUUAAUUUGUAUGCAGUAGAAACCUAUGAGUUUCCCUAUACCCAUUUUCUACUGAUGAUAUUAAUUAAAAACUGUGGUAUUUGGGAUCCCAAUACUGAUGAUGUUGAAUAGGAGUUGAAGAUUUUUUGUUCUUUAUGCUGUGAUAUAAUUUUCCAGAAUUAAUAGCAAUUUUUGAAUGUUUAAUUUUUAUUCCUUAUACAAAGCAAGUCUGCCUUUUCCAGCAGAAUUGCCAAGUAACAAAUUAUGCCUUGAAUUUGUUGGUAUGUUUUUGUGCAGCUACUCAUAUGCAACCAUUUUUAAUAUUAUUCUGUGUAUCAGUAAUGACCACUUGUUAAAAUCCCAUUUGCAGCUUUUCCCCGCUAAGCUAUUUAUUUAGGGAAAAUAAAUAGCUUUUUAUUUUCUCUCUAUUAUGCAUUUAAAUCUAACACACACCCAUUGGCUGCCAUUUUAAACGUAUCUGAUUCAUGUAGUGAGUCCUAUAGAACACAAUGGGAUUUACUUGGACUGAUACGUGUGAACAAGGAUAGUCAUUUUCCAUUCGACCUACAUCAUAUGUGAGUGCUGUGUAGGAAAACAAAAACUAACUAAAUUUAUGUUUGCUGCAAAGCUAUAAAGCUGUGCAAUGGGACAGGUGUGAUGGAGCAGGCUUGUUUGUUUUUCAUACUACCUCACAUUUAUUUUCCCCUUUAAAAUCAGAUAGAAAGUGUGUGUGUGUGUGUGUGUGUGUGUGUGUGUGUGAUUGACUGAAGAAUGGAGAUGUCAAAAUAUUGAUUAUUUUAAAAGAAGCUAAUUGAAUCCUUUACAACUGCCUUGAUAUGUGACAGAGGGAUGUUUAAGGAGGUAGACAAUCAUUUUCAGUAGUGAAUUUUACACCCCAGAUACCUUGUAUUUAUCUAUGUAUGAAGCCCUCUUCAGAAUUUUUAAAUGCAUGCCGGUAGCAGUAGAAAUGUGCAUAAGCGGCUUCUCUAAAUUUACCGUAAGCCUGUUUGGACACAACUGCAUGCAGAGAGAGUACUCUCCAUGCAAUCAGGAACCUUGCCUUUGCUUAUUGCUUUCACUUCAAAUUUGGAUAUAAUGUGUUUGUUUGUUUGUAUGUGUGUGUGUGUGUGUAAAUUGUGCAAUUGUUCUUUGCUCCUUAAUUGCCAGACUGAUCUGGGGACUAUUUAGGUCAUGUGAAGGGAUUAGAGGCUCACAAAGGGCAGAAUCAUUGCUGCCAAACCAGGCAGCAUUGAGGCAGUCAUGUGUUCCAGUGAAAUAGAAAGGGGUUGCCACAGCCAAGCAUUCAGUAUUUUCUGAUCAAAUACUGACUGAAUCUGAGAAAACAGGAAAUUUUAAAUUCGGUCCGGCUCCCAGCAGAAUCUGCUUGAUCCUUUUAGAUCUUGGGAAGAUUAGAUUUUGGUUCACAGCUUCCAGGACAUCCUAUUACAAGCAUGGCUACUAAAAGAAGUAGUUGAAAAAGAUUUCCAAAAUCUGCUUCUAUCCAGAAUGGCCUUUGGGCUUUCUCUACAGCCCAAUAACACUUUGCCAGGACUCCAGCUAUUCUAACUUGGUUCAAUCAACCAAUCUUUUACAUCUGAAGUUGGCCAACUUAGUGAAGAGAGUUUAGCAAAAAUAUUGAUAGAUAGAAAGAAAAGACUCCUCCUAAUUUUUGCAUUUACACCCCUAUGAUAUGUACCCUAGAAAAGGGGCCAUUUUCCCUUCCUCUGUUCUUUUUAAGGCUGCUAAACAUAGUCCUCAAAGAGUACUUUAACAUGUGUGAUUAACAUCUGCCUAUAAUGUGAACUGAAUUACUUACAUGAAUCUAAAUCAGAUCUAUACAACUUUGUGAUAACACAGUCUGUUCACGAUGGAUGCAGGUAGUGCUGGCCCUUUCACCAGACACAAUGAGGUACUUAACUAGUUCUAGCCAGAGAAAAACGUUAAUUCCUUGCCCGAUUCUUGCUCUGUUUUACUACCAAAUAUGUGUAAAAGUGUUUUUAGGAUUUUCUGACUUAGGUGCCAAAGCCAUAUGUUUGGUAUUUUGCCUCUCAUCAUGGAAAAGGUUCUGGUUGCCUGAGUGGUCCUCCUUCCAAGUUAAUAGCCAAUGGGGGCUUUAUGAAUCUGCUACAGUGGAGUCUCACUUAUCCAACAUAAACGGGCCGGCAGAAUGUUGGAUAAGCGAAAAUAUUGGACAAUAAGGAAGGAUUAAGGAAAGCCUUAAUCAAAUUAUGUUAUGAUUUUACAAAUUAAGCAUCAAAACAUGUUUUACAACAAAUUGACAGAAAAAGCAGUUCAGUACUCGGUAACAUUAUGUAGUAAUUACCGUAUUUACGAAUUUAGUACCAAAACAUCGCAAUGUAUUGAAAACAUUGACUACAAAAACACUUACUGCAUCGGAUAAAACAGAACAGUGGAUAAGCAAAGGUUGGAUAAGUGAGACUCUACUGUAUUUUAAAUGCCACUCUAGGGCUGCCAAAAAUGGAUGGGGUUGCCAAGCUACUAAUAGGCUACUAUAUGUACCUUGGUGACAAGUUUUAGGAGGCCUGUGCCAUAAUGUAUGUGUGCUUUCUCUUUCUCUGUAUUUUGACAUGCAUUAAUAAUUCCCCUUUUUUUAUAAACUUGGAAGCACAAAUUAGUUUUUUGGUGUCGUGUGAAAAUACCGAAGAUACAGGCAAGACCUCUAAGAGUUCUUUCCAUAGGAGAAAAUAAAAUGAAAAUAAUUAUUGGCCAGACAUUAUUCCAGGUCUAAACAAUACAUGAUCCAUCAACCUAAAGGCAAGUUACCUGCAGUACUGGUGAUGCCUUUGUUUUUGUAUGUAUUUGUGGAUGACAAAACUAGGAAGUUGAUAAAUUACAUCUGCUCAAAAUGUGCGAAAAUCAGGUUGUAUUUACUCUGUCAUUGCAUCUCAUCUAGAUUUACAUAAAUGAUGACACAAUGGGAGGAAAACCUCACUCCUAGGUUCUUGAAUAUGCUUCUGUGCCACAGAAAUUGCAUUUCUCAUCACUGGGUAUUUAAUUGCUCUUUUAAUCUAACCGUUUGUUUCUGAAUAAGAAAUGGCAAGCCAUGAGUUACAAUGUUAAGACAUUUCUAACAAGGUUCGCAGUAUUGGUACUUUGUUACAGAUUCUUUCUAUUUUUGGAAAACAUUCUGUACUCUUCACUAUUGCAAAAGGUGAUAUUUGUUUUUGUAGGGUUAUCAAAAGUCUACACAUAAUAUUUGAUGUUCAGUAUUGCUAAGAAAUGGGCGACAAUGUACAUCUGAAAUCUCACUGCAUACUUUGUGGCAGAACUGAACGAGGUGGAGUGAGAUGGCCAUCUCAGGCCACCAGUUUGGGUGCAUUGAAAGGGCAACAAACAGCUGCCUAUCAUUGCUGUUAUUUUGUGGAAUCUUGUGCCUCCCGUUCCAGAACAAUAGCUAUGGAUUUGGUGUCCUUUGGUUCCUUUGGGUGCCACUUUCUGCCCCAGAUCAGGCAGCAAAGUGUCUCGGGUCAGCCCUGUUUUGAAACUUUCUCUUGCUCACUUUCUUCUAGUGAGCCGCAAAUAUGGAAGAAGACUACAGAUUUAUAUUUUCCUACAGGUCGUGUGAUUCAUACAGUCCUCUAUAGAUGAUUUCUCACCAGAUGAUCUUUUGUCAGUAAAGUAUUUCUUAGUAAAGUAUUUUUGAACCCCAAAUGUACUAAUCAACUGAAACUUUUUGAAUCAGGUGCAUUUAAUAUAUAUUUAGAAUAGGCAUUCACUGCUCCCUCAGGUCAUGAAAGAGGUUUGGUGGUCACAGUAUGUGCUUUUCUUUGCCAAUGUUUAGCAUUUUUGUGGUUGGCUGGUUGGGUUUUUUGGGUAAUUGGCCACUGGAGAGUAAACAUGGGCUCGGUUUGGAAGUUUGCUGAAUUAAGUACAGUAGAGUCUCACUUAUCCAACAUAAAUGGGCUGGCAGAACCUUGGAUAACCAAAUAUCUUGGAUAAUAAGGAGGGAUUAAGGAAAAGACUAUUAAACAUCAAAUUAGGUUAUGAUUUUACAAAUUAAGCACCAAAACAUCAUGUUAUACAACAAAUUUGACAGAAAAGUAGUUCAAUAUGUAGUAAUUACUGUAUUUAUGAAUUUAGCACCAAAAUAUCAUGAUAUAUUGAAAACGUUGACUACAAAAAUGCCUUGGAUAAUCCAGAACCUUGGAUAAGCGAGUUUUGGAUAAGUGAGACUCUACUGUAGUAACAUUCUACAUUUGGCCUAUUUAUUGAAAAUUUCAACUACAAACAUGCGUUGGAUAAUCCAGAAUGUUGGAUAAGCGAGUGUUGGAUAAGUGAGACUCUACUGUAUCUCCAUUCUAGAGGAAAACAUGGUAGAUGGAUCCCCUUGAACCUUUAGUUUGAAAACCACACAUAUGCCAUGUAUUUCACUUGAAGAAAGAGGCAGAAUUCAAGCUGUUUGGUUAGGUUCAUGCAUUACUAGUAGGAUAGUCCAUUUUUCAUUUGCUUAUGUGACUGAUACAUUUUUUUCUUUUAGAAACAAAUGUACUGUCUGUUUUUUGUUUAACAGAUCAAGAAAUAUUCCAGUUCACAGAGAUUCAUUUUCUUUUUGUGAAUGAUUUGGAUCCCCAGUUUUAUGGGUGAAGCUAUUGGACCUUGGUUGAAAAUCAGUUGCAUUUAAUAUAUUGAUUUGAGAACACUGGGAUAAAAUUAAAAGCUCAGGAAUCUUUUAUUGUUCGUUAAAUGUGUCUGGAGGACGAAUUGUUUUGUUGGAAGACAGUGGGGGAAAUUUUGCGUUGAAUAACUUAUUGUUGCUUUAAAUAAUGUCUGCCACUGGUUUCACUGUCUUGAUCAAUAUUGUUAUUGUGUAUGUACUUUUCUGUCACAGCCCUGUCCAUCUUUUUCCUGGUUGUUUUCCUUUUUGUUAGUGGUUGGGACGAGAAAGCUUUAUAUUGUGUUAUCCAACAAAAAGAAAUAAAAUAUUUCUUGAGCAAAAGACAA